Molecule: messenger RNA, 2175 nt
Organism: Homalodisca vitripennis (glassy-winged sharpshooter)
Lineage: Eukaryota; Metazoa; Arthropoda; Insecta; Hemiptera; Cicadellidae
Product: TOM1-like protein 2
Exons: 14
Coding region: 136-1695 (519 amino acids)
Biological process (GO): signal transduction
Cellular component (GO): endosome; membrane
Molecular function (GO): clathrin binding; phosphatidylinositol binding; ubiquitin binding
Source: RefSeq, a predicted model, not a curated record
UACUGAGUAAAGCUGCUUGCUACUGCUAGUGUUUCGUAUUUUACGUUCAUUGUCUGUCUUGUGUCAGAAUUUUUUCGUUUAAGUAGUUGAUUUUCUACGCGUAUUAAAGUUAUUAGGAUUGUGCAAUUCUUCACAAUGACCAAUUUCUUUGGAGUUGGUGGAAAUCCAUUUACAACACCUGUAGGCCAGCGCAUUGAACAGGCAACAGAUGCUUCACUGGCAUCAGAGAACUGGGCCCUUAACAUGGAAAUCUGUGACAUCAUCAAUGAUACGGAAGAAGGGCCCAAGGAUGCCAUUAAGGCGUUGCGAAAACGGCUACAGCAGAAUGCUGGAAAGAACUACAUAGUCGUCAUGUAUACCCUCACUGUGUUGGAGACAUGUGUGAAGAAUUGUGAGAGGCGAUUCCAUGUGUUGGUGUGCAACAAAGAAUUUGUUCAAGAACUGGUUAAACUGAUCGCCCCUCCUCCACCCGCCUCGUGGUUACAAUCUCUUCCCUCUUCCCUCCAAUCCCUCUCUUCAUUAGGCUCACAAUAUUCUUUGAUAGGAGGGCCGAAGAAUGACCCACCGACAGCCGUGCAGGAAAAAGUUCUGAGCCUGAUACAGAGUUGGGCUGAUGCCUUCCACAGCCAGCCAGACAUGUCCGGAGUUGUACACGUUUACCAGGACCUCAAGCUCAAGGGCAUUGAAUUCCCCAUGACUGAUCUAGAUGCCAUGGCACCUAUUCAUACUCCACAACGGAGUAUUCCAGAUGGAGAGGUAGCCGUGGGAGUUCCUGCGCUAGUGGCCCAGCAGCAAGGUACCUUGGGCAGUCCCCCAUCUCCUGCCGCAUCGCCCCCACCCCCCCGUCUCACUACAGACCAGCUUACCAAGCUGCAUGGAGAGUUGGAUGUAGUCCAGGGCAACAUGGCCGUUAUGAGUGAGAUGCUCAGUGAACUGACACCGGGCAAGGAACACCCAAGUGAUGUCCAACUUCUCAAGGAGUUACACAGCACGUUGAAGGCCAUGCAGCAGCGGUUGGUAGAUUUGAUCAGUAAGUUGGCCAAUGAAGAAGUUACAGAGGAACUCCUUCGAGUCAACGAUCUUCUAAACAAUAUUUUUCUGAGAUACAGCCGUUUUGAGAACAACCGGGAGAUGAGCAUGCGGGGACGUGAAGCAUUGGGGGCUGCUGCAGGGGCCGCAGCUGGUGCUGUAGUAGGGGCUCCUGGUCAGUCUCUCAUAGACCUUAGUGACGAUGCGACCCCACCCACUUCUCAGAUGGCAUCACUCUCCUUGAAAGGAGCUUCAGCAGUAGUUCCCACUCGACAUGAUAAAGAUGACUCUGAGUUCGAUAUGUUCGCCCAAAGUAGGAAUGUCACAUAUGAAUCCUCAAAGAACGGAGGUAGCAGUACAUAUGAAGCUAAUCUGAAGCCGGACCAAAUCAGCGGUAGCCUAGGUGCUGUAGCUCAAUCCAGGAGUCAAACGCAGACUGCUGAGUCCCUCAUAGGGAUGCAUAAGGAGAGUGAUUUUGAUGAGAUGGCUGCCUGGCUCGGCGAUGAGGCUGCCCCACAAGAGUCCCUGACCAGUAGUGAGUUUGAACGGUUCCUGGCUGAACGAGCAGCGGCAGCUGAGGCCUUGCCCCCAUCCACCAACACCUCAACCCCCCGCCAUCGGAGACCCAAUAAGGAGUCAGAAGACUCUUCAUUGUUCGCCCUGUGAGACUGAGUGUGACUUCCAGUCAGUUGAUUGUUGUAACCUUACCUAUCAGCACGUGGAUGUGUUGUUCUCUACACGAGUCUGCUCAGUCGUCUCAUCGCAGCGUUAUCACUAUCCUGUCUCUACUUUAACAAUGUAUAACUUAAAUUUUUAAUGUUUACCCUUCUUAGUUUCACAAAACUUUGAUGUGUGUCAUCUGAUGUACAUCUUUUUUGCGUUGGAUAGAUUUUACUGUUUAGUAAAUAUUUAAAUUUUAUUUAUUGUCACUUAUUGAUUUAUUAUUUUUAAUAAUAUUAAUAGAUCUUGGGUAAGGAAUAUUUAUAGCUAAUGCUGAAUAUUUUGUUUUGUUUAACAUUUUAUUCUACAUGUUAUUAUUGAUUAUUUUAACCUUAGAUCAAUGUAAUGUUUACAUUGACAUUUGUUUAAAACUUCUUAUAACAACCCAAACUUAUUUACCAGUAAAAUAUGCAUUUGUAUACCUUA